This is a messenger RNA of Porites evermanni, 1158 nucleotides long. Lineage: Eukaryota; Metazoa; Cnidaria; Anthozoa; Scleractinia; Poritidae. The record is from the annotation of a GenBank genome assembly.
AUGCAGGGGGGCAUGAGUUCAAGUCAACAACAAGAAAUGGAAGUGAAGCAGGUAAUAUUUGAGAUGGCCACUGACGACAGCAAUUAAGACAGAGACUAGUUUUUCUUCUGCAUGGACAAAUUUUCAGGUCAUGAGCUAAGAAAGGUUUCCACCUUACUGUUUUUCAGUUUCAAAAUUUUCUACAAUACUACAACAAGUUAACAGAGUUAUGCUUCACGGACUGCAUCCAUGACUUUACAAACAGGAAAAUUUCCGCUAACGAGGUGAGCUUCCAUGUUGAAGUAGAAAAGGCUCAAAGCAAAAAAUUGUCUUGUGAUAUUUGAGGGCUUAACUCGAUAAACUUUUAACUUAACUUUUGAUGAUAAUCACAGAGCAAAUGGGGAUGAGCUGAGCCACUGAGAGGGAAGAUUUUACUUUCAAAAUUAUAAACAAGAUUAUUAUUCGUUUUUGUUACAUGGAAAUUACCGGUAGGUUAGAAAAUGGAGUUUAAAGUUUGGAAAAAUAUGUGAGAGCAAGUUAUGCAGAGAAGAAUGAAUAGGCAACAAAAGUUGUUGUCAAAUGAAGACUGAUCCUCGCUUUCGUGAAUGCAAUUUAUGCAACUGCAUAAGAAGUCUGAAAUAAAUUCAGGACUUCAACAGGGUUUGAAGUCCCAAACCCCAUUGAAGUCCUGAAUUUUUUUCAGGCGUCUUAUGCAAUUCCAGAAAUUGCAUUCACAACCAGGGGUUUCGCUCCAGGCUAGACACUGGACACAACGUCUGGUUGUUUGACAUGUGACGUCCGGUAGUUCACACACGAAAUAAUUGUUUUUUUAAGUUUGAAAAUCGUUUUUUCAUUUUUCCAGCGGCGCAAACGGUGCACCUCUGCUAGCUGAACCAAUGCAUCUGGUACUUCCAAAUGCUACCAAAAACCCUGCACAACUGCGGGGAUCAUUCUUCAUUCGAUUUCAUUUCCAUAGUUCUUAUAUGAUCUAUUUCAUGUACAACUAUCACAAAAAUGUUGUAUUUAUGUUACUGUACAAUUCUUCUCCCCCAGAACAACUGCAGCAUGCAUUGUACUGAGAAGUUCUUGAAAGUCAUGCAGAGAGUUGGAGUUCGAAUACAGGAAGUACAAAUGAUGCAGAAUGAAGGAAUUUUUGGUGCUCCAGAUCCACCAAAAUAA